This is a messenger RNA of Taeniopygia guttata (zebra finch), 1988 nucleotides long. Lineage: Eukaryota; Metazoa; Chordata; Aves; Passeriformes; Estrildidae. The record is from RefSeq and is a predicted model, not a curated record.
AUUAUUUAGUAAUUUCGUUUGCCUUGAAGGGAGAAGUGGAGUUGUUUAGACGCUGUUUUAACUCUUGGUUUUGUUUUUGCUGUCAGCCGUUUUCAAUAUUGGAGGUCGUAGGGUUCAAUCAGCUGAGGCGCUUUCCGUACUGAGGGAAGGGCGGUGAGGGGGAGGCAGCCCUCACGUAGUCUAUCAAACGUUACCGAAUUUUGAGGGCAGGUUUUAACCAGAUCCCUGUAAAAUGCGCUUUUUUUUUUUUUUUUUUCUUCCCUUUGGGAAAGAAAAGGUAUUUCGUUUUCCUUUGCUUUAAUUUUAUUAUUUUGAGUCCCCUCUGAUUUUGGGCACUGGGCUGCUUCACUUGAAUCCUUUAAAAAGCAUUCUGUCUAUCAAUUUUAACACCAUCCUUGAAAUUUUAAGCUUUAUCUCUUCUCUCUUUUCUUUACAGUGUUCAGUGAGAAUUAAACCAGAUUAAGACAAUUCAGCAGAUGAACACCCAUUAGUGCUGAUGAUGCACGAGUCCAGCCUCUUUCACAGCUUUCUGACAGUGUAUGUUUGCUAAAAGAGCUCCUUGGGGACACAGAGCACUGUUUAAAGUCAGUAGGUGUCUUUAUGGUACAUUAUCUGCCCAGUCAGCAAGUACAGCCAUUUUGAACUAUUUUUAGGAAUAGGGAGAAUCUUUCUCAGGAAGAUUUGGGAUGGCACAGCCUCGUAUCUCAGCCUACCUCCCGCCUGAUAUAGACCCCACCAAAGCUGCUCUGGCCUUUGGGAGGAGGGCCCUUCCUAAACUGAAUGAGGAGUUGCAGUCUGCUGAGCUGCUGACGCAGCAGCGGGCGCUGAUGGCUCUCUGCGAUCUGGUCCACGACCCAGAAAAAGUCUACCAGGCAAUAGCAUUAGGAUUCUUGGCUAGCCUGAAGACUUUGCUGGUGCAUCAAGACCAAACUGUCCGGCAAAAAACAACAGAAGUUCUCUCUAUAAUGGCUUUGCAUAGUAUUGGCAGGGAAGGGCUAAUACGAAGUGGAGUCAUUUCUGCCCUCGCCGGGCUCCUGGAUGAUCCAGUAGACAUCUGUCGGAAGAACACCCAUCAGAUUUUUGACAUGCUGGCAAAAUUACCUGAAGGGGCUGGUGGUGUCCUGCAGGCUGGUUUGAUUCCCCCACUGGUCCUGAAGAUGCAGACAGAGUUGGAUGAGAUCCAAGAGCUCAUCCUUGGUACCCUCUCCAACUGUCUCCGCGUGGAGGUUUCUGAAGCCCUGGCGGCUGGUGCUGUUCCUGUGCUGAAGGAAAAGCUCUCACACCCCUCCACAGCCAUCAGGAGCAAAGCAGCCUGGGUCCUCUUAGAAAUCAGUUCUCAUGCCGAGGGGAAAAUCGAGGUGUGCAAAGAAGAGGUGAUUCCUGUGCUGGUGAGCCUGCUGGAAGACACACAGCCCGAAGUUCAAGUUAGUUCAACGGGAGCGCUGAUGUUUGCUCUUGUUACACCUCAGGGGAGAUCCUCAGCCAUGGGUGCUGAAGCCAUUCCACCUUUACUGACGCUGGUUGCUGAGGAAACCAGCAAAGCGCGUUUGAAUGCAAUCAAAACCCUCACCCUGCUGGCUGAGCUGCCAGAGGGCCGCCAGACACUGCUGGAUCACAGGGACACAUUUCAGAGGUGUCUGGAUGAUCCCAGUGAGGCCGUGCAAAGAGCUGCCGAAAUCGCCAUCACCGUGAUCGACUGGAAACCCUCCUGCAGCCGCGAUCUUUUCUAGAGAUCUAUUGCCCUCUGUUGUUGUCUGGCUGUAAAAGGUACAUGAUUACAUGAGACCUUCAACACCAGACCUCCCUUCCUCACUUACUCUGGAUCAAUUUCUCCUGAAAAGUUAUUUGGCAACAGUUUCACAUCCAUAUUGCAGGUCACAAGCAGAAAAGUGGAGAAAAGUUAGGAAGUGUGGAAUUCUCCACUAGGAGUUAUUGCCCAAAUUACCAAGAUAUUCCUAUGAUAAAAGACAUGAACCCUUUUUGUUUUA